AUGAUAGAACUUUCUCAGAAGACCAAGUCCAAAAAUGAGAAAAUAGUGGUCAACAAUCUAGAAGUAGAAGAAAAGUCAAAAGAAAAUAACCAACUACAAGAAAAACUGGAUGAAUUAAGUGAUAACCAUUCUGCCACAACUUAUCAUAGUCAGGAAGUCAGUGAUGAAACCGACAUUUCUGAGUCAUUAAAAUAUAGUGACUUUAAUUCUGAUGAUAAGGAUAGAAAGAUAUUUAAAUUACAGAGUGAAUUGGAAGAAAUAAAAAAGCAAUUAGAAACUUUCCAAAACGAGCCAGGAGAAAAUAAUUGCUUGAAUGAAUGUUGCAUCAAUAGUGAUUAUGAAGAUAUUAAAAGAGAAAAAAAUGACUUGGAAAACAAAAAUGAUAGUUUAAAUUUACUACUAAAUGAAAAAAGUCCAGUGGGUUCAAGAAAAAGCACUGACCUUCCUGAGUGGAAUUGA
Paraglomus occultum is the source of this 459-nucleotide messenger RNA. The record is from the annotation of a GenBank genome assembly. NCBI's taxonomy places the organism in Eukaryota, Fungi, Glomeromycota, Glomeromycetes, Paraglomerales, Paraglomeraceae.